Messenger RNA from Manihot esculenta (cassava), 2411 nucleotides. RefSeq names its product two-component response regulator-like APRR2. Gene Ontology annotation, cellular component: nucleus. The coding region runs from base 298 to 1953 and encodes 551 amino acids. NCBI's taxonomy places the organism in Eukaryota, Viridiplantae, Streptophyta, Magnoliopsida, Malpighiales, Euphorbiaceae. Gene Ontology annotation, biological process: phosphorelay signal transduction system; positive regulation of DNA-templated transcription. The record is from RefSeq and is a predicted model, not a curated record. The transcript has 12 exons. Gene Ontology annotation, molecular function: DNA-binding transcription factor activity; transcription cis-regulatory region binding.
CCAUUGCAGCUCUACAAAAGUAACAAGGCCACACUACACAAGUCUCGUCUCAGGGACCCUUCCUGCGAAAACCGCACUGACACCUCUCUGUCUGUAUCACAGCUCUCACUUUCUUCUCUCUUUCAUAGCAGAGAAGUUCUCUUAUAUACAGCCAUUUCUGCACUGAAGUUGAAAGGAACUAAAGACUUUGAAGAGAGAGAAGAAGAAGAAGAGCUUCUAAAUAUAGUUGUGUUGGAUGUUGAGAAGCUGUGAUCCUGGAAAACUGUCGGUUGCCUGAGAAACGAUGCCAAACCAGCUAUGGUUUGCACUGCUAAUUAUUUAUCAGCAUGGAAGGAUUUUCCAAAGGGUCUCAGAGUCCUUCUCCUUGAGGAGGACAGCAGUUCAGCUGCAGAGAUAAAAUCGAAACUUGAAGCAACGGAUUAUAUUGUGUCUUUAUUCUGCAAUGAGAAUGAAGCUUUGUCGGCGAUUUCAAACAAACCUGAAAGCUUCCAUGUUGCUAUUGUAGAGGUGAGUAUGAGCAAUAGCAAUGAGAGAUUCAAGUUCCUUGAAACUGCCAAGGACUUGCCUACAAUCAUGAUUUCAAAUGUUCAUUGCCUUAGCACCAUGAUGAAGUGCAUAGCGCUUGGUGCUGUUGAGUUCCUUUGUAAACCUCUUUCCGAAGACAAACUAAGGGAUAUAUGGCAACAUGUUGUUCAUAAGGCAUUUAAUGCAGGAGGAAGUGUCCUCUCUGAAUCACUGAAGCCUGUCAAAGAUUCUGUAGUUUCCAUGCUGCAGCUUGGUGUGGAAACCGAAGAGCCCAAUAAUGAUAGAAUAGAAAAUGCAUCUCCAGCUCAUGAAAAUGAACUUGAGCAGUCAUCAGGUAGUGAUAAGUACCCAGCUCCUUCAACCCCACAAUUAAAACAAGGAGCUCGAUUGUUGGAUGAUGGGGAUUGCCAAGAACUUACUAAUUGCUCAACAGAAAAAGAGAAUGAAGAGCAAGAGGGAGAAUCUAAAUCUGUCGAAACUACUUGUGCAAUGAUUGAAGUCACUCCGCAGGGACACGAUACUCAGAGCUUAACUGAGACAGUGAUCAAAGGGGAGGAUGACUCGGCCGCUGGUGUCAAGGUUGAGAAUAAUCAAUCUGGUCAUCUGCAAAAUAAUGAGAAUCUCAACAAUCCUGAGGGAAAUGCUGAAAACCCAGUUAAAGGUUCUAGUCUUCCUAAUUUGGAUGGGACUAGAGCUAAUCGAAAGAAAAUAAAGGUAGACUGGACGCCUGAGCUGCACAAAAAAUUUGUGCAGGCAGUGGAGCAACUGGGCAUAGAUCAAGCCAUUCCUUCAAGAAUACUAGAUGUUAUGAAAGUGGAAGGCUUGACAAGGCAUAAUGUAGCAAGUCAUCUCCAGAAAUAUCGAAUGCAUCGGAGACAUAUUCUGCCCAAGGAAGACGAUAGGAGAUUGGAUCAAGCACGGAGGAGUUACUUUCAGCCUAGACCUAUCAUGGCCUACCCUCCAUGUCACACUAAUCAUACUUUUCCACUUAGUCCUGCUUAUCCUGUCUGGGGAGCACCUGGUGGUCCCCCUGCCGGUGUCCAAAUGUGGGGCUCACCUGGCUAUUCACCAUGGCCUCCGAGAGAAAAUUGGCAUUGGAAACCUUAUCCUGUGAUGAUGCAUGCAGAUGUGUGGGGUUGCCCUGUGAUGCCACCACCUCUCAAUCCUUAUUCUUCCCCACCUCUAAAUGCUACUGGGUUUCACAGUACUGGAACAGUUGAUAACGGAUGCAACAUACCACAAAAUUCAUUCGACCUACAUCCGGCAGAAGAAGUGGUUGACAAGGUAGUGAAAGAGGCAAUCAACAAUCCUUGGUUACCCUUGCCUAUAGGGCUAAAGCCUCCUUCAACUGACAGUGUCCUAGCAGAACUAUCCAGGCAAGGCAUCUCAACAAUUCCACCCCACAUCAACGGCUCAAAUCCAACGUGAGAUAACAUCAUGCUGAUACAUUUCACUUGGAUCAUUCAUCUUUAAAUAAUGGACAAAUCAUCCAUCAUCUGUCAGAAAAAGGAUGGGACCCCAUUGCAGGCAUGAAGACAACACAAACAGCUAGCAGCCGAAAAGCCAAGUGGAUCCAAUGUUUCAUCUCAUGUGAAAAUUUGUGGUUGUAAAUAGAUCAUAACAGAGGAAAUGCUAUUGAAUGUUGGCCUUUCUUGGUGCUUUGAUUGAGCCUUUCUUUAUGUUUAGAGGUUUUUGUUUAUUGAAUUGAAAAUUAGAGACGUGAGGAAGUGGUGGGGAGGCAGCACAGAGUACAGGGAGUUUGUGAAUGAAGUUGACACUGAAAUUUUUUAUGGAUGCUGACAUGUUUCCUGUCCUUAAACAUUAACGCUCUUGUCUUUAGAGCAUCAGCUUUUGGAUUUGUAUGAGCUAUUUAUUAUUUUUAUGAU